Molecule: messenger RNA, 1768 nt
Organism: Quercus robur (English oak)
Lineage: Eukaryota; Viridiplantae; Streptophyta; Magnoliopsida; Fagales; Fagaceae
Product: tyrosine--tRNA ligase 1, cytoplasmic
Exons: 10
Coding region: 115-1287 (390 amino acids)
Biological process (GO): tRNA aminoacylation for protein translation
Molecular function (GO): ATP binding; tyrosine-tRNA ligase activity
Source: RefSeq, a predicted model, not a curated record
AAAGUCUAAAAACCCUAGUAGUAGCAAAGCAAGCACACUGAAAACACAAGAACCGCUCGCAUUCUCUCUCGUCCUCUCUCCGAUUCGAUCUGCAACCCCCAAAGUCCAAAACCAAUGUCGACGGAAGCACCUGAUCAGGAUCAAAACCAAGCCGCCGCACCACCUGAGGCGGAGAUUCAAUCCCUCGCAAUCUCUUCCUCUCCCUCUUCCUCAUCCAACCCAACCAACCAGAUGAGCCUGGAGGAGAGGUACCAGAUCGUGAGGAGCAUAGGAGAGGAGUGUAUUCAAGAAGACGAGCUUCGUAAUCUUCUUGAAAAGAAACCCGAACCCAUCUGCUACGACGGGUUUGAGCCCUCCGGUCGAAUGCACAUCGCUCAGGGAGUUAUGAAGGCAAUAAAUGUGAACAAGCUGACAUCUGCUGGGUGCAGAGUGAAAAUAUGGAUUGCAGAUUGGUUUGCCCAGCUAAACAAUAAGAUGGGAGGUGACUUGAAGAAAAUUGAUGUUGUUGGGCGCUACCUCAUUGAGAUUUGGAAGGCUGUCGGGAUGGAUAUUGAUGGAGGGAAGGUGGAGUUUCUGUGGUCCUCAAAGGAGAUAAACUCGAGAGCUCAUGAGUACUGGCCUCUUGUGAUGGAUAUAGCACGAAGGAAUACGGUUUCAAGGAUAAAAAGGUGUGGUCAAAUUAUGGGUCGAAGUGAUGAGGAAGAGUUGACUGCAGCACAAAUUUUCUACCCAUGCAUGCAAUGUGCUGAUGUGUUUUUCUUGAAGGCCGACAUUUGCCAACUGGGAAUGGAUCAGCGAAAAGUGAAUGUACUUGCAAGAGAGUACUGUGAUCACAUCAAGAGGAAAAACAAGCCUAUUAUUUUGUCACACCACAUGUUACCCGGUUUACAACAAGGUCAGGAGAAGAUGUCGAAAAGUGAUCCACUAUCUUCCAUUUUUAUGGAAGAUGACGAGGCUGAAGUGAAUUUGAAGAUAAAGAGAGCAUACUGUCCUCCAGAUAUUGUGGAAGGGAAUCCAUGCUUGGAGUAUGUGAAGUACCUCAUUUUACCUUGGUUUAAAAAGUUUGUAAUAGAGCGCAGUGCAGAGAAUGGUGGUGAUAAGAGCUUUGAAAACUUUGAAGAAUUGGUUGCUUACUAUGAAAGUGGAAAGCUACAUCCAGCUGAUCUUAAACCAGCCUUGGCAAAGGCUUUGAAUAAGAUACUAGAGCCUGUAAGAGAGCACUUCAAGAAUGACAAUAAUGCAAAAGAUCUUUUGAAAAGGGUUAAGGCUUACAGAGUCACAAGGUAACGUGGAACACAGCCGUCAACUUUUUGCUCCUUCCAAAUUGGUGGAUUAAAGGUCUGGUAUUUGUGAAUUGGCUUGCAGCCAUUGCACUAGUGGUCAAGCCUUGUUGCAAUGAUGAGUGCCUUUCACCAAAAGUUGUUGUGGUUUCAACCUUGACCACUCCGAAACCCCACAAAUAGUGAAAGCUUUGUGCACUUAGUACUACGACCUUGCAGCCAGUUGUAUUCCUUCAUAGAGAAACAUACUCAUUUUAGGCAAGUAUUAGAUUCUAUGUUUUGAAAAAAAAAAGUUAUUAUUAGAUACAUUUUCAAAUUUUCAAUUGCAUUGGAUUCCAACUUUACUAUGUUGUUGAAAGAGUGGUGAUUAAUUCCUCUGCCAAGUGUGGAUAAUUAUGUGACAAUUUAUUAAUGGUGGAUAAUAAAGUAGUGUUGGUGGUGGAUUCAUGUGAGAAUUAAUAAAAACUGCCAAUGCAUCAUUUGUGAAA